GGGUGGAGCGCGCACGCUGACAGAGCGCGCGGCCUGCACCGAGACAGCAGGGGGAGGACACAGGUAAGAUAGUGCCAUGGACAGGUAACAGAAAUUCGGCUACGUUUCUGCAGUAGGCUGACAUCGCCAGAAUGACGGAGUGCUUUCUGCCCCCCACCAGCAGCCCAAGUGAGCAUCGCCGGGCUGAACAUGGUGGGGGACUAGCUCGCACCCCUAGCUCAGAAGAAAUUAGCCCCACCAAGUUUCCUGGUUUAUACCGUACUGGGGAACCUUCUCCUCCUCAUGACAUUCUUCAUGAGCCUCCAGAUAUAGCUUCUGAUGACGAGAAAGAACAUGGAAAAAAGAAAGGAAAGUUCAAAAAGAAGGAGAAAAGAACUGAAGGCUAUGCUGCCUUCCAAGAGGACAGUUCUGGUGAUGAAGCAGAAAGCCCGUCCAAAAUGAAGAGGUCUAAGGGAAUCAAUGUGUUUAAAAAACCCAGCUUUUCCAAGAAAAAAGAAAAAGAUUUUAAAAUUAAAGAGAAACCAAAAGAAGAAAAGCACAAGGAAGACAAGCACAAAGAAAAGAAGUCCAAGGACUUAACAGCUGCUGAUGUUGUUAAGCAGUGGAAGGAGAAGAAGAAAAAAAAGAAACCCACCCCUGAGCCUGAGCCUCCCCCUGUGGAUGUACCCAGCCUGAGGCCGGUGUUUGGCAUCCCACUGUCAGCAGCGGCAGAAAGGACCAUGAUAUGUGAUGGAAUCAGGCUGCCUGCAGUAUUCCGCGAGUGCAUUGACUUCAUAGAACGUCAUGGAAUGAAAUGCGAAGGCAUCUACAGAGUAUCAGGAAUAAAGUCAAAAGUUGAUGAAUUAAAAGCAGCUUAUGACAGAGAGGAGUCUCCUAACCUCGAUGACUAUGAGCCUUACACAGUAGCCAGCUUACUGAAGCAAUACUUGCGUGAACUACCUGAGAAUGUGCUGACCAAAGAUCUGUUGCCACGUUUUGAAGAUGCCUGUGGCAAGAGCACUGAAAUGGAAAGGUUGCAGGAGUGUCAGCGCCUGUUGAAGGAGCUGCCAGAAUGCAACUUCUGCUUAAUUUCUUGGCUGAUUGUACAUAUGGACCAUGUCAUAGAGAAGGAACUUGAAACCAAAAUGAACAUACAGAAUAUUUCUAUUGUGCUCAGCCCUACAGUUCAGAUUAGUAAUCGUGUCCUAUAUGUGUUUUUCACGCACGUCCAAGAACUUUUUGGAGGCAUUCAAAUAAAACAAGUAAUAAAACCUCUACGGUGGUCAAACAUGGCUACCAUGCCUGCACUGCCUGAUACACAGGAAACUAUAAAGGAGGAAAUUCGAAGACAGGAAUUUCUAUUGAACUGCCUACACCGUGAUCUUCAAGCAGGAAUCAAGGACCUGUCCAAAGAAGAGAGGCUUUGGGAAGUACAGAGGAUUCUUACAGCUCUUAAAAGAAAACUGCGAGAAGCCAAGAGGCAGGAUUGUGAAACUAAAAUUGCACAAGAAAUUGCUAGUCUUUCAAAGGAGGAUGUUUCAAAAGAAGAAAUGAAUGAGAAUGAAGAAGAAGUCCUUAAUAUACUACUGGCACAGGAAAAUGAGAUCCUAACUGAACAGGAAGAACUUGUAGCAAUGGAGCAAUUCCUACGGCGACAAAUAGCUACAGAAAAAGAAGAAAUAGAUCGCCUCAGAGCUGAAAUCUCAGAGAUUCAAAGCCGCCAGCAGCAUGGCCGAAGUGAAACUGAAGAAUAUUCCUCUGAAAGUGAGAGUGAAAGUGAAGAUGAAGAGGAACUUCAGAUUAUUUUAGAAGAUUUGCAAAGGCAGAAUGAAGAAUUGGAGAUAAAGAACAACCAUUUGAAUCAAGCCAUUCAUGAAGAAAGAGAGGCGAUCAUUGAACUACGAGUGCAACUUCGGCUAUUGCAGAUGCAACGUGUCCAAUCUGAGCAGCUGCUGGAGGAUGAGGAGCCAGGGAAACUGGUUACCAAGUCACAGCUGCAGAGAGAUGCUGUGUCUGAGACAAAAGCACAGAAGGAUCAGCCCAAGGCAACGAAGGAGCAAGUGAGACCGUCUCCAAUUAAAGACUGGAAGGAAACACUCAUUUGAGAAUGCAAUACAUAUAAAGACAUUUCCCUACUAAUCCCUCCAGUCCAUUGCUGUGAUUUGCAAACUCACGUCCUCCAAAUGAAAGACUUUUAAUUAUUACAUUGGGUUCUGGCUAUGUGGGGCUCAGGUUAUUGUGAAAGAAAAUAUAACAACAAAAAUAUAGUAAAUAAAAUAAAGUUAGGAAAGUACUUGGAGGAGGGGAGAUAGAAGUAAAAAACUUUAGCUAGUGAGGCGUAUGGUUAUAGAGCAAUGUGGUUAUGAAAAUAAAAUUGCUUUGUUUUUACAAUA
Molecule: messenger RNA, 2372 nt
Organism: Bombina bombina (fire-bellied toad)
Lineage: Eukaryota; Metazoa; Chordata; Amphibia; Anura; Bombinatoridae
Gene: RALBP1
Product: ralA binding protein 1
Exons: 10
Coding region: 132-2084 (650 amino acids)
Biological process (GO): positive regulation of GTPase activity; small GTPase-mediated signal transduction; endocytosis
Cellular component (GO): membrane
Molecular function (GO): small GTPase binding; GTPase activator activity
Source: RefSeq, a predicted model, not a curated record